Adineta ricciae is the source of this 1353-nucleotide messenger RNA. The record is from the annotation of a GenBank genome assembly. Lineage: Eukaryota; Metazoa; Rotifera; Eurotatoria; Adinetida; Adinetidae.
AUGGUUUUGACAUCCAAUCAGACAUUAACGACGCGUGUAUAUCCAGCUCCCAAUGGUUAUCAUUGGUACCCGUAUAGUCCUGACGAUUGCCCUCCGACUUAUCAAACUAUUCUACAAGGUGUUUGUGCCCCAUUAAUCAUUAUUAUAUCCACUGUGUUAAAUUCUUUGAUUGCCGUUGUUUUGCUUCAGAAACAUCUUCGGUCACCUACAAAUAUUCUAUUACUCGCUCUCGCACUAUACGAUACAUUGACGGGACUAUUUCCUUUUCCAACCUAUAUUUAUGUAUUUACAUUUCAAAAAUGCGAUGAUUAUAUGCCUUAUAAUUAUGGUUGGUUUCAUCGAAUUAAUUGUGAUGUGCUUCCAUUUAUUUUUCAUACAUGUUCGAUCUGGGUAACUGUUGUUCUAGCCAUUCAACGAUACAUCUAUGUAUGCCAUUCAGAAAAGGCCAAGCAAUGGUGUACAGUUCCUAUGGCAUUGAAAGCCAUCGUUGCUGUUAAUAUUUUAGCGUUAAUCGUGGCAAUCCCGAUGUUUCUCGAAGGUGCAUUUUAUCCACAUCCAGUUCAGUCCUUAUUCGAUUCCAAAGUUGUCUUUGAUGCAUGUCUCGUACGUGAUUAUUCAGAGCAUGAAACCUAUCGUAGAUAUUAUUUAAUAUAUUUUGUUUUACGUGCUCUAUUAAUUAAUGUUGGUCCAUGUACUGUACUUGUUAUAUUGAAUGCCAUCUUAGUUCAGCGGAUGAAAGAAGCCAAACAGAACCGAGAUCGACUUAUUGUCAAACGUAGCCAUGAAACUCGGGCACAAGAACAAACGAGUGUUACAUUGAUGCUUGUCAUUGUGGUCACAUUAUUUUUGAUUGUCGAAAUUCCAAUGGCAUUGCAUUUGAUCAUAUCUGGUGUAAUCAAAACUCUACAAAUCAUCUCCUUAGCCGAAUUUUUAAAUGUUUCCGCUCAAAUACUUAAUUUUACGGUCUUAUUGUCAUAUCCAAUAAAUUUCUUUAUUUAUUGUCGAAUGUCGCGAGCAUUUCGAGAUGCAUUUACCAAACUUCUCUGUCCUUCAAUAAAUCAACCUCGACGAGAUCGUUUACCUUCAGCAACAACGCAACUUCUCUCCAAAUCUCAGCAUAACAACAAUUUCGAACUUAGUAAAACGAACUUUGAAACGAGACAUACUGACUUUGAGAUUCGUCCGUCGCCAACUGUGAUAUUAAACUCUAUGACGGCCGAAACUGCAAUAUCAACAGCACCUUGUCACACGAACGACGAUCGAAAAAAAGAUUCAAUCGUUUCUUUAGAUCAACAUCUUUCUUCUCAUAACAAACUCGAGUCAACAACUCAUGCAAAAUCGACUGAUUUGUAA